Messenger RNA from Motacilla alba alba, 2127 nucleotides. RefSeq names its product MON1 homolog A, secretory trafficking associated (gene MON1A). The transcript is spliced from 6 exons. Gene Ontology annotation, biological process: vesicle-mediated transport; protein targeting to vacuole. NCBI's taxonomy places the organism in Eukaryota, Metazoa, Chordata, Aves, Passeriformes, Motacillidae. The coding region runs from base 204 to 1853 and encodes 549 amino acids. The record is from RefSeq and is a predicted model, not a curated record.
GCGCACCGCCUACAACUCCCAUGAUGCCCCGCGGCGGGUCGCCGCGAUGGCGGGGGUGUCGCCGCGGUCGGGGCCGGGACCGGCGGUAGGGCGGGAGGUGACCGCCCGCCGCCGGCUCCGGGCCCUUUUCCGACCCGCCUAGGCUGUGCCCACGGGGCUGCAGGGCGGCCCCGGGAGGAGCCGCGGAGGUCCUGCCCCGAGGAAUGGCUGCAGAUGUCCAUAAGAAGAAAAGCUGGGAAGUGCCCAAUGGGUCCCUGGCACCAGGAGAUGGGCAGCACGCAGAGAGGUCUGAGAGCCCCACGCCGGGGCUGGCACAGGGCACGGAGCCAGGGGCGGGCCAGGAGGGAGCCAUGUUCGUGCACACCCGCUCCUACGAGGACCUGACCAGUCCCGAGGACGGGGCGGGCGCGGCGCGGAGCCCGGAGGAGAGACGGGGGGAGCCGGCGGAGCAGAGCAGCAUGGAGCAGAUCAGCAAGGACUUCAGCGAGCUGAGCACACAGCUCACGGGCAUGGCCCUCGACCUGGACGAGGAGAUGAGGGCGGGCAAGGAGGGGAAGCUGGAGCCGUCCCCGCAGACCACCCGCCGUGACUCGGUGCUGUCGGGGAAGGAGGAGGAGGACGUGACCAUGGACGCCUGGCGCUUGCACCGGAAGCACGUGUUCGUGCUGAGUGAGGCGGGCAAGCCCGUGUACUCCCGCUACGGCUCUGAGGAGGCCCUGUCCAGCACCAUGGGCGUCAUGAUGGCCCUGGUGUCCUUCCUGGAGGCCGAGAAAAACGCCAUCCGGUCCAUCCACGCAGAUGGCUACAAGGUGGUCUUCGUGCGGAGGAGCCCGCUGGUGCUGGUGGCAGUGGCACGCACCCGGCAGUCGGAGCAGGAGAUUGCCCACGAGCUGCUCUACAUCUACUACCAGAUUCUGAGCCUGCUCACCUGGACCCAGCUCAACCACAUCUUCCAGCAGAAGCAGAACUAUGACCUGCGCCGGCUCCUGGCUGGCUCCGAGCGCAUCACCGACAACCUGCUGGACCUCAUGGCCCACGACCCCAGCUUCCUGAUGGGCGCCGUGCGCUGCCUGCCCCUGGCCGCCAGCGUCCGGGACGCUGUCAGCAGCAGCCUGCAGCAGGCCAAGGCCAAGAGCCUGGUCUUUUCCAUUCUACUGUCUGGGAACCAGCUGGUGUCUCUCGUGAGGAAGAAGGAUCAGUUCCUUCACCCCAUUGACCUCCAUCUGCUCUUCAACCUCAUCAGCUCUUCUUCCUCUUUCCGGGAGGGUGAAGCCUGGACUCCCAUUUGCCUCCCUAAGUUCAACUCCAGCGGUUUCUUCCACGCCCACAUCUCCUACCUGGAGCAGGAGAUGGACCUGUGCCUGCUGCUGGUCUCCACUGACCGUGAGGACUUCUUCACCGUGUCCGACUGCAAGCGGCGCUUCCAGGAGCGCCUGCGGCGCCGGGGGGUGCACCACGCUCUGCAGGAGGCCCUGCGCACCCCCUUCUACAGCGUGGCCCAGGUGGGCAUCCCUGACCUCCGGCACUUCAUCUACAAGUCCAAGAGCUCCGGGCUCUUCACCAGCCCCGAGAUUGAGGCUCCCUACGUGCAGGAGGAGGAGAAGGAGAGGCUCUUGGGACUUUACCAGUACCUGCACAGUCGGGCCCACAACUCUUCACGGCCCCUGAAGAACAUCUAUUUCACAGGCCCCCGCGAGAACCUCCUGGCAUGGGUAACCAAUGCCUUUGAGCUCUACGUGUGCUACAGUCCCCUGGGGACCAAGGCCGGCGCCAUCAAUGCUGUCAACAAGCUCAUGAAGUGGAUCCGCAGGGAGGAAGACCGACUCUUCAUCCUCACGCCCCAGACGUACUGAUGGGCAUCACCCAGGGCAUGGAGGCAGCUGGGAGAGCCCCCGCUGUGCUGGGGAGCCCAUUCCCAGGGAUUCCCGGGCUGUGUGUCCAGGGGAGAGGGCAUGGUGGGACCCCAGAGCACAGGGAAACCCCACCCGCAGGACUGUCCAGCCUGGUUGCUAGAGAUGGGGUGCACAGGGAAAGGGAAGGGGAUGAACAGGACUUUCUCUCAGCUGCAGGCAGUGCCCCAGCUGGGGGGCCUGCUCUUCCUCCACAGUCCCCAGCUCCAUCCUUUGU